Didymella exigua CBS 183.55 is the source of this 1149-nucleotide messenger RNA. RefSeq lists its product as uncharacterized. The transcript has 3 exons. The coding region runs from base 1 to 1149 and encodes 382 amino acids. NCBI's taxonomy places the organism in Eukaryota, Fungi, Ascomycota, Dothideomycetes, Pleosporales, Didymellaceae. The record is from RefSeq and is a predicted model, not a curated record.
AUGGUGCAUGGUUUCGACGAAAUCGCCCAAGCGGGCAAGCAAUCAGAAAGAAUAACGAUCGCGUUCCUGGCGCUGGCAUGGUUCUUCAUCACACUCCGAGUAUGGACUCGCACGUGGAUCAUUGCAGGCUUUGGCUGGGAUGAUGCGACUAUGAUCCUCGCUUGUUGGGUCGUAGUGAGCGAAGCAACCUACCUCAUAGCGAUGAUGAUGGUUAAGAUCUCACUCGGCAUAUUCUUUGCGCGCAUCGUGGUUGCACCCUGGCACCUUAUGCUCAUAUACGUGACCAUCGGCGUCAACGCCCUAUCUUCAGUGUCAGCUUUCUUUUAUUGCGUUUUUCGCUGCGGGUCAAACGUCGAAAAUUAUGUUAUGCAGCAGCUCAAGAUGAAGUGUACUUCGAGAGGCCUCGACAGGUUCGUGGCAUAUCAGUCAGCUACCUUCUCGACACUUACUGACCUCGUCUUUGUCAUAUUGCCGAUCAUAGUCCUCUGGAACGCCAACAUGGACCGCAGCUCAAAGUUCUCUGUUGGUUUCAUCCUCUGCCUUGCCGCAAGUGCAUGCAUCUGCUCGAUGAUCCGCUUCCAAUACGUCGACGGCCUAACUCAGAUUGACGACUUCUUCUGGAACGCCACGAACAUUGCAAUUUGGUCCACAAUCGAGUGCGGCGCAAGUAUCAUAGCAGGAUGUCUGGCGACUCUGCGCCCACUCCUCAAGCGCAUGUUUGCGACGGCAGGCUCGAUUACCAAGUCUCUGCGCUCGUCGAACAGCCGCUCGAACGACAGCUCGCGACAGACUACGAAUUCAGCGUCUCUCAACACUCACCUUGGCUCAAAUGGGCGCAAGCCGGAGCGGGCGAGCAGAGACAAGCCCACUUUCGCUGAAUUCAUUGCCGAACCUGGCGAAGUCAUCGAAUUGUCGAACUCGAGCGACGCAGGCGACGAACGAGAGAGUCAGGAUCGCAUCCUUCGACAAGAUGAAGAACCAGCGCUGGACUUUCUUUGGCCAGUCAAGGUGGUUGAGCGUCGAAGGGAACCAGAACGCACGUCGCCAAUGCACCCAAAGCACAAAAGCUGGAGCUCACGAUAUAAAACAAGCGAACAGGGUAAGACGGUAUAUCGCCACUCAUCUGCGCCAUCGUCGCCCGUUUCAUGA